Molecule: messenger RNA, 1767 nt
Organism: Plodia interpunctella (Indianmeal moth)
Lineage: Eukaryota; Metazoa; Arthropoda; Insecta; Lepidoptera; Pyralidae
Product: lipase 1-like
Exons: 1
Coding region: 11-1225 (404 amino acids)
Biological process (GO): lipid metabolic process
Molecular function (GO): hydrolase activity, acting on ester bonds
Source: RefSeq, a predicted model, not a curated record
AGUUGACGCUAUGUCUUGUGAAAAUCGCAGGGUGUUUAUUGUUAUAGUAUUUAUUUCUAUAAUUUUACACAACACCUCGUGCAUUCAGGGAAGAAGCAUAGAACUUAGUGAUACCGAGUUGAAUUUCACUCAACUCGCCGGCAAAUAUGGAUACCACGCGGAGGAGCAUACAGUGACGACAGAAGACGGAUAUAUACUGAAGAUCUUCAGGAUGAGAGCGAGACAGUGCGAGGGAGAGAGACCACCGGUGCUGGUGACCCAUGGACUUCUGAUAAGCGCUGACGUUUUCCUGGACGCAGGACCGGACACUGGACUAGCGUAUCUCUUAGCCGAUGCUUGCAAUGAUCUCUGGUUCGGGAAUUCCCGUGGAAACACCUACUCUCGAGGACACAUCACUCUUGAUCCAGACAAAGAUUCAGAAUAUUGGAACUUCUCCUUUGACCAAAUGGGAUAUUACGACAAUCCAGCCACAAUAGACUAUAUUUUGAAUGUAACUGGUUUCGAAAAACUAGGCUAUAUCGGCUAUUCACAAGGUUCUUCGAUAGGUUUUAUAAUGUGCUCCGAAAGACCUGGUUAUUGCGAUAAAUUCAAUGUUUUUAUAAACUUAGCACCUUCUUCACGUCAUUUGAACUCAAAAUCACCCUUUUCGAGAGCCAUGUCUCUCUUUUUUAUGAAAGCUGAACCGUUAUUAGACAGAUUAGGAAUCCGUGAAGUGCUUGCAAAGCCUACAUCGGCUAGUACAGCUAAAUUUACCAACAUGUUUUGCCAUUCAGCAAUCGGAGAAGCUACAACUAGAUCUAUUUUCGCUGUUUUAGAUAAUUAUCAUGGAAAAUCUGUGUCUAGUUUAACAAUAAGAACAACGUGUGCUCGUGCUCAAGCGGGUACAUCUUUACACAAUUUAGCGCAUUACGGUCAAGCGAUGACUAGUAAGGAUUUCCAGAAGUUUGACUAUGGUGUUGAGAAUAUGAAGAUUUACGGGAGUGAAGGUCCACCAAGUUACAAUAUAGCGGCCACAACUGUCCCAGUAGUGUUGAUAUAUGGUGAAAAUGAUGGCAUGGCAGACCCGUCAGAUGUUAGGUGGCUGGCGUCACAGCUGCCGAAUGUGGUCGAAUCUUAUCUGGUGCCAAAUCCAAAGUGGAAUCAUUUAGACUUCGUAUACAGUCAAUAUAUUCCAGAUCUAAUAUUUCCUAAAAUACAAGAGUAUUUACUUAAAUAUAACAUGUGAUUUUCAUAUGUGUGAUUGUUUUUUUGGACGUACAUUGCUAUGUUCAUCUUGCAUUGUCUGGAGAAGUAGGAGAAGUUUGUAUAAGUAUGACACUUGUAGGAUGUGAAUUAUGAUUACCACCUGAUUUAAAUCAUCAAUACUAAUCAUCAAGAGAAUACAAACACUAACGCGUAUUCAUUGGCAGAGAACAUAAAAAGUUUAGACUGGAUUUUUUUCAAAAUACAUCUUUUCAUAAUAAUAAUCCUCAUUUUUAUUAUCUCAUUGUAUAGAUUCGUCCAAGGGGAGCAACGUUUGCGUGGAACAUUGUUUCAGUAGUUCAGGAGUCAUUCCUUAAUCACAUUUUCGCGCAUGUGUCUUUCGCGCAAGUGUCCUGAUACGACAAGAAAGCUAUCAUUUGUCACAUGGAAGUGAAUAAAACAAACACAAAUAAAAUAGACAAAGCCAAACACUACAAUGGCCAAUAUAUAACCACCUAAUUCAGAGGCGAAACCACGCUCAACAACUAGCGGAAAAUAAAUAACUUCACAAGCCCCUAUUGCUGU